Mycotypha africana is the source of this 580-nucleotide messenger RNA. Its product is annotated as Diphthamide biosynthesis protein 3. The transcript is spliced from 3 exons. Lineage: Eukaryota; Fungi; Mucoromycota; Mucoromycetes; Mucorales; Mycotyphaceae. The record is from RefSeq and is a predicted model, not a curated record. The coding region runs from base 102 to 353 and encodes 83 amino acids. Gene Ontology annotation, molecular function: metal ion binding. Gene Ontology annotation, biological process: protein histidyl modification to diphthamide.
AGGCCUUGGUAGGUUCUUUUUUUGUUUUCCUCACUUGAUUUAAGUGCCUGUUUUUUUCUUGAUUUCUGCGGCUCUUACUUUGCCACAACAGAUCGUAAAACAUGGCUUCCUUCUAUGAUGAGGUUGAAAUUGAAGAUAUGGAAUUCAUUGAAGAAGACCAAGUUUAUGUAUAUCCUUGUCCUUGUGGGGAUAAGUUUGAGUUAUACUUGGACGAUAUAAAGGAUGGUGACGAUAUAGCUCGCUGCCCUACUUGUUCCCUCGUCAUCAGAGUUAUUUACGAUCCUGAAGAUUUUGUCGAUGGAGAAGAGGAUGAAGAUACAGCGUUUGAAGUAGAUACCAGCAUUGCUGUUUGAAAAACCAUCCACUUGUUUUCUGCAGCAUAUUACCCUCAUUCAUCUGUUUAUAUAUGACAAUUUUAAAAGUAAACCACAAUAUCAUUGUAGUUAUAUUAUGCUAGCACUGUAAUAUUUCAGUGAUCAACUAUCGACAAUCAACAGCUAGUGCAGCAAAAUAGUCUUUAGUGUCAAAUCAAUCCACAUCAUUUGUAAAAGAGUUUUUACUCUUUUUUUUAUCUUUAUUU